CCGCAAACCCUGGUUGAAUCAGGGAGAUCGAUCCCAAUCCUCUUUCUCUUCAGCUGCCUCAUGCGGUAUGUCCUUUGCAGGUAGUCUGCCUUGCCCCGAAUAGUGCUCGGGAAACCAUGGACCCAUCACCCCAGGGGAGCUCGAGCAGUGUUACCGUCGAGUAUACUGAUCCGUCCGGCCUUUUCCCCGCCCUUCAGCCUGUUCUCGCCAACAAACUCCCGCUCAGGAAUCUACACUGGAAAUCACCUACUCGUCCUGUCCGGUCCAUUGAGUCCCUGCGAAUUGGCUUCGUACCUGCGCAGCAUGAAGCGGACGAGCAAAAUGCCUCCACCGAUACAGCUGGAACCGCAGUGACACAUCGCCGGCACCAGAUUCCUGGACUAAGACAAACGCCAUACCUGAAGAUCUUCCUCCUUCGAUGCGACGACAACGACACCUACAAGGCUACCGCGCGGCGGGCAUUGCGGGAUUGGAUCAAGUCUCACGCCUCCACCUCCCUAUCCAAUACCACCACAAGUAGCCAGGAGAAGCACGAUGCGUUCGACUGGCUUAUCUUACACGUAGUGCAGGAUGGGGAGGGCGCCGCACAAGCCGCCCCAGCUUCCAAAUGGGGGCGCACCACCACGACGGUCUUAGAAAAGGUCAGGGCGGAUUUCAAUGGCGCGUCCAAGUCCGCCGUUGAUCGCGUGGCUCAGAUUCGUCUGCCUAAACAAGACAGCGUUGUCAAGCCGCCAGAGCUGGCCGAUCAAGUCGAGGACUUUGUGGAGAAGAUGAAGAACGCGAUUCUGUCGGCUUUUGACCUGCGUGUUGCACAGUAUGAGGAAGACAUCAAGGAGAAGGACUCACAGCGCAGUUUACCCGGCUGGAACUUCUGCACAUUCUUCAUCUUGAAGGAAGGGCUGGCCAGGGGGUUUGAAAAUGUCGGCUUGUUCGAGGACGCUUUGCUGGGAUACGAUGAACUUGCCGUUGGCCUGGAUACUGCCAUUUCCGAGCAACUGGAAGGUACUGGUGAACAGCACGGCAGUGCUUUUUUGACCCACAGCAAAGACUGGCAGCAAUCAGCGAAACAGGCCCUUGAGUUCGAGAGUGACUCUGCACCAAAGGAUGAAGAUGAUGCCGAGCCGGUAUCGGUCCCCAGCCUUGACUCGAGUGACUUCCCAAUCGAUUCGAACAAGAAACCUUAUCGUGAAAUGAUCCUGGCAAGCAACAUCUCUAUCUUUGACUUCCGCACGUAUGUCUUCUCUCGACAAGUCACUCUCCUUCUCCGAGCAGCCAGGGCUCCAUCUCUGGUCAAUCAAGAAGCAGAGAGGAACAAGAACUCAGCCAACAAAGCCACGAAGGCUGAAAACUUGAUGCUGCUUUCUCAGGUCUGUGCCAGAGCCAAUGAGUUCAUCAGCCUUGCGGCACGAACCUUGAGGUCUGAUCUUGAAACGGGCCUGAGUGAAGUGGAUAGCGCCGCAAAGCACGAGGUGAUUGACAAUAUGGUGUCGUCUUGGGUCUAUGCUGCUGCCUCUCAAAUCCUUGCCCAGACUUUCACACCAGCAUUGACGCUUCCGGAGACCACCUGCCAUGUCGCGAACAACGAAUCGGGGACUACCAAGUCCGUAGAAGGCGCAGGGGAGCUUCCGAAACGAACUAGCUCGCUUAUGAACUCUUCUGCAGCGCGUUCACGGUCUGGGACAUCGGAUGUCUUAUCGUCUGAGAGCCUUUCGGUCUAUGCUCGGCCGGGUUUGGAGGUACCCAAACCGACCGCCAAAACUGGCUCCGAGCAGUUGGCUUCCGGGAGAGGGGAUCUAUAUCUCAUGGCUCGACGGGCUUUGGAGGAGGUUUCUGGUAGGUGUGGCUGGAAAGAGAAAUGGAAUGAACUCCGUCUACUUUUUGAUGAGGGGAAUAAUGCAGAAAACGACAUGGCUGAGGUCAGCCUUGACGAUGAACCACAGGCAGCCUCAAGAGAUGUACCAGAACCCAGGUAUCUCUGUGGUAUCUCUCUUCCUGCGUUAAGGGUCGCUCUUCGUUCAAGGAAAGCUUUUCGGGUGCAUUUCGAAGACCUGACGGACCAGAUGUAUCGGCAUCAUAUUUCUGCCAAUCGCAGCAACUCAGCGCACGCCGCGCUUGCCGACAUGGCCCUUCUACGGUAUCGGCAGAGUGACUAUGGCGCGGCUGCCUCAUACUUCCACCAAUUGACUCCAUUCUACGGCAACAAACACUGGUCUGUCCUGGAGGGUGUCAUGUUGGAGAUGUAUGCGCGUUGCUUGAAAGAGCUAGAUCGUAGCGAUGAAUAUGUCCGGACGAUUCUCCGCCUUCUUGCUAAAUUCGCCGCUUGGACGGAGUCAAACUUGUCAAGCCGACAAAAAACACUAGAUGCAUCUCACAUCUUUGCCGAAAAUGCUUUGGUCUCCGAGUAUGUUGAUGAGCUUUUCAGGGCCUCCGGAGCUUUGAACAAGGAAGUGUUCGCACCGAUGACUGAUUUUUUUGGGGACCUCAAAGUCAAGCCGACCAUUGCCCAUUAUGAAGAUAAGGACGGGUUUCAGCUGCAGCUUGCCUUGAGGUUCCUUCUCGGGAAGCGACUGGAGAUUGACUCGCUUAAGCUGCGGUUAGUCAGUGCAUCUGGUCCUCAGACCAACGAGCAUUGGUUGGAAAUGUCAACGGGGAUGACGAUCAGAUCGUCAUCGACGAAGGUUCUGGUCGACUCAUCAACUUCACUACAAGGGAAAUACUACGUGGACCGCAUCGAGAUACGUGUGAAGAAUCUCAUCUUCACGUCAACAAGUGGAAAAAACGCCUCACUACCUAUAGGGUUUAGAGAAGCAAUAGAGGCAGAAGAGGACGAUAGCCGCCCGUAUAUCUAUUGUUUUCCGCCACCGAAUGGCCUGCAGGCAAAGAUAGUUUCCCCGCACCUUGUCAAUUUGCAAGAAAUGCGGACGCUGGAGCUGGAACUCAACAGCGGAUGGAACAAUAUCAGAACAGGCACUCUGCGUGUGAGACCAGCCACUGCUGGUCUGCGACUGAGGAUCACGGAAGCAGAGUUGAUAGAAGGCGAAAUCCAAAUCAAAGCCAACAGCGAUUCAGGUACCAUAGAAUUCACGGAACUGAACCCCAACUCAUUCGUUCGGCUCCGGGUCCCAUAUACCGUCGAGGAGCAUCAACCAACACUGUCCGCUAGAGCAGAGGUGGUUUACAAAACAGACAGCGGGCUGUUUUCAUACUCUUCCAUUCACAACAUAACCUCGGCCUUGCCGAUCAGUGUCAACGUGCAAGAUAUUUUCAAGAACAGCGUGCUCUUUUCCCGAUUUACGAUCAGCCCGGCGUUGAUGAUUCCUCUGCGCAUUUCGAAAUGCAGCAUCCCAAGCUCAGACGCCUACGAGGUGCAGUCGAGCAUCGGCGAUUCUGUGGCGUUAGAUGUAUUUCCCAAGCAGCCCGCGUCCCUGAUUUACAAGAUCCGCCCGAAGCAGGAACAUGUCUCCUCCCCUGGGGCCCGGCGUUCGCUGCGACUCAGUGUGGAUUUUACAUGUGUGGACGACGAAUGCGUGGACGCCGUGGAGAGAACAUUCCGCUCCAGCGUUAUGGCCAGUGAAUUCCAGCCGUACAGCACGCUGCUAACCUCGCAUAUUGUCGAGGCGUUCCGCACGCAACUGUCAAACUCCGACAUGGAGAUCAUUGGUCUGGUCCGGGAGGUGGAAACCUUGAGUUAUGCAAAGGUUCGAUGGGAGGGGUUGCUGGGUGCGCUGAAGGAGCCAAUCCAAGGACUGAAAACUUGGCUCCAGGAAUGGCACAAGCGUAAUCCAAUAAUUCGUCUCCCGGAAUCACCCACAGUGCUCAAGAGACACAUCGUCAUCCCCGUUGAUAUUCCCGAGAUCCAGGUUGUCCACACGGCUGAGCUCCGCCUCACGAAUUUGACCGACCAACCGCGAUACGCCGCGGUUGGCCAAAUGAUCGCCGCUGAACUCAGCAUCUCUCACACUCGACGCUGGAGCUCAGCUGAACAGCGUGCGAAUCCAGACGGACCACUGGAAUUUACGUACGAGCUUCAUGCCAAUCCGGACUGCUGGCUGGUGGGCGGUCGACGUCGCGGGAAUUUCACCGCCAAUGAGGGAGAGACUAAGACCUUUGCGAUCAUGCUUCUCCCCCAGAAGGCUGGCCACCUCCUCCUCCCUGGGCUCGAGCUUCGAAGCUUUGUACCACCAUCGGCCUCGUCAGCGGGAGCCCCGCCGCCACCCACUCCCUCGAAGCCUCAGCCCUCGACUGGGGGGCCGAUGGCAGAUCCUGGGACCACCCCGAGUCUUCUGCAACGACGACCCAUUCCGUGCGAGGUAGACUACCGUAACCAUGGGGAGACAGUUCUUGUUCUCCCCGAUCUGCGAACGACGACUGUGAGUCUUUCCCUCUCUGGCGGCAGCCAUGGUGGUGCCUGGUUAGUCGACUCUGAGCGGCUACACCAAUCUGUGAAGAGUACCUAGCGUAGUAGUGAUCAUGGGGUGUUGCGACUCAUCUGUACAUAGAGCUUAGUUAUUAGAUAUAUAUCCUUAC
Messenger RNA from Aspergillus saccharolyticus JOP 1030-1, 4527 nucleotides. RefSeq names its product putative TMEM1 family protein. NCBI's taxonomy places the organism in Eukaryota, Fungi, Ascomycota, Eurotiomycetes, Eurotiales, Aspergillaceae. Gene Ontology annotation, cellular component: TRAPPII protein complex. The transcript is spliced from 4 exons. Bases 117 to 4457 code for a protein of 1446 amino acids. The record is from RefSeq and is a predicted model, not a curated record. Gene Ontology annotation, biological process: intra-Golgi vesicle-mediated transport; early endosome to Golgi transport.